Messenger RNA from Pteropus alecto (black flying fox), 552 nucleotides. RefSeq names its product interferon lambda-4. NCBI's taxonomy places the organism in Eukaryota, Metazoa, Chordata, Mammalia, Chiroptera, Pteropodidae. The transcript has 5 exons. Gene Ontology annotation, molecular function: cytokine activity. Gene Ontology annotation, biological process: innate immune response; cell surface receptor signaling pathway via JAK-STAT; positive regulation of immune response. The coding region runs from base 1 to 552 and encodes 183 amino acids. The record is from RefSeq and is a predicted model, not a curated record.
AUGGGGCCGAGGGGCGCAGUCGCGGUGACCGUGGGGCUGUGGGUCUUGGCGACGGUGGCGGCGGACCACGGCGAGGCUAAGCCCGGGCGCUGCCUCCUCUCGCACUACCGUUCGCUGGACCCCAGGGCGCUGGAGGCCGUCAAGGCGCUGAGGGACCGCUACGAGGACGAGACGCUCAACUGGAGGCCGCGCAACUGCUCCUUCCGCCCAAGGAGGGAUCCUCCGAGCCCCUCGACCUGCGCGCGGCUCCGCCUGGUGGCGCGGGGCCUGGCGGACGCCCAGGAGGUGCUGAGCAGCUUGCCGAGCCCCGAGCUGUACCCCGGCGUCAUCUCGACCCUGGAACUGCUGGCGGCGGUGCGACGCGACGUGGCCGUCUGCCUGCAGCUGGCGCGGCCGGGCUCCUCGAGGAAGACCCUCCGGCCCCCCAGGAGGCGUCGCCAAAGGGGGAGGCCUGACUCGCCUCGGUGCCACGAAGCCACCGUCAUCUUCAACCUCCUGCGCCUGCUCGCGUGGGACCUGAGGCUGGUGGCGCACUCCGGACCUUGCCUCUGA